Molecule: messenger RNA, 5165 nt
Organism: Sycon ciliatum
Lineage: Eukaryota; Metazoa; Porifera; Calcarea; Leucosolenida; Sycettidae
Exons: 19
Coding region: 188-3304 (1038 amino acids)
Molecular function (GO): protein binding
Source: RefSeq, a predicted model, not a curated record
CCUUGGCCUUGAUCAGCUGAUGCUGUCGGGCUUUGUUUGGGUCCGCCUGGGCUCAUUCAAACAAGGAAGCAGUAAAAAUGGUAUUUUACUACUCCUUGAUUCAAACAAAAUCUCUCCAGCCACGGCCGGCAGUUGCCUAAAUGAUUUCAGCAGAGAAUAGUUAGUUCGCGCUCGGCUCCUGCCUGCAAUGGCCACUGCAAAGAAAAGAAGGCCUCCGAAGGAACCAAACCGCGGACCAGGCCCAGUGCCGGGGGUGGCUGAGAAGGCAACCUCCCCGAAUGAAGUACGUCCAUAUGACGACCCUCUGACCGCGCGAGAUGUGCUGGAGAGCUACAAGUGGCUGAGAAAGCGAGACCGGCGUGUGUUCCUGUGCAAGCUUAGCGAGUCACUGAGCCCGUUCGAACAAGAGGAGAUCUUGCUGGCGUUGACACCGCUGGUAAACUGCGACAUGGCCAUCUACAUGGCCGGUGCAGCGCGUAAUCUUUUCAACACGGACUUGGCUGGUGUCGAAGAAGAUGUCGUCGAUAGGAGAUUGUCGAGCAGUGGUCUCCCUGACAUGUCCAUACCUGGGAAUCGACACAAAGAUGGCGCUGAUAACACAGGUAGCAGGAGUUCAUUGCAGCAUAGCAAAUCAAGAUUAUCUAGCUAUCCUUCGGCUGCUGCUGCCAUUUUGAAUUCCGGAGCUUCUUCUCUAGCACCGGGCCAUUGUGUAUCCACACGACGGAGAACUAGGAGCAAUCCUAACACAAUUGUUUCCGGGCCUUUCAGGCACGAAGCACAUCAACACCAGACCCAGGGUGCUGCAACACGCAACACAGACUGGACAAAAACGUCCAGGCGCAUGCACGUCAGCAGUCGUACUCGGAGUUCUACUUCCAUAGACAGUGGUGCGAGCGGCACGUCCACCAUUGCACUGACUCAGAGAGUACGAGGAGCCCGUCACAAAGGGCCGCCCGGCCCCCUGACCGUGGGUCAACCACCGGGCCUGGUCACGUAUCACCUGCACGGGCCAAUGCACUAUCGGGGCGAGGUGGUCGACAAGCAUUUCCGUCGUGACUGCGUGCGUGCCCUGGGAGCCGAGGAGCGUGAUUUGCGCAUGCAGGCAGCAAACAUGGAGAGAUUGGAGGUGUGCUUUGCAGUCAUGAGCGGUUUUGAUAGGCUGCUGCUGUGCAAAGACCUGAUGAAGGACUUGCAAUCGGUUGAGUCCGUUGAACUGGCCGCAUACUUCGCCGACUGUCUGAGGCAGAGAGUGAAGGAUCGCGGCUUCUUUCACCGGGCGUCCCGUGACCUGGUGGCAAGAAUUCUGCACUUUCUCCAGCCGCACGAUGCGUGCCGACUAUCACUGGUGUGCAAAGGCUGGAAGAUGAUUCUCAACCGAGAUAUGUACUGGGAGCAUUGGUGUGUUCGACUUGGCAGGCAGUAUGAGUAUGAUCAUCUUCCCACUGACAUCCAGGCAACGCAUGACCAAUAUCAGUACAUUGACUGGAAGGCUGAGUACCACCAGUGGACUGUGCACUUGCGGGAGAUGAAGGAAGAGGCUGACCGGGAAAACGAGCGGAAAAAGAAAGAGGAUAAAGCGAAAGCCGCUCGUAUGAAGUACCUGAUGUCGCGAUUUCAAAACGAAGCCCGGAAGCUGGGUGCUGAAGCUUGGCGAAAGUCUAAUGAUAUCUUCAUGGCGUAUGUACGACGCAGGUUCGGAAACCAUCGAAUGGAUCGAAGGGAUCAAAAGCAGUGGCUGCAGGUGCUGAGCGAGGAGGAGAUUAAACAGAUUACCGAGCGUGUGUUGGAUCGCGUUGCCAAGUGCCAUGAGGAGGGCGACGACUACGACAAGUGGCUAAGCGGCGACGACGACGCGAGCGAGGAGGAGACUCGCGUGCAGAGCAGUGACUAUCCAGACGAGAAGAAGGAGGAGAAGGAGAAGAAGCCGCCCAAGCCACUGCCACCACUGCCCACCAGAGCACAUGAGUUCAGGAGUUGUGGCAGGCCCAAGAUGCGUUUGGACGAGGACAGUGAGGUAUACGAGCACUCACAGCAAGGGAAGCAGCCUGCCCCUACGUGGAGCUCAGUUAUCCCGGAUGACGAAAUGCCAUUCCGACGGAUGAUUCUAGUCCAGCAAAUACAGAGUCCAGAAACACGUGGUAUUUACUGUGUGGCAGUGGAUCGGAGGAGAGUUAUAUGUGGCUGUGCCGACGGAGCUGUUAGAAUCUGGAGCCUACGAAGUGGCCAGUUUGUUUCAGCGUACAAAGCCCACAAGGGUGGCGUGAGAUGUUUGGAUUAUCAGGGUGACAGGAUCGCUAGCGGCUCCUGGGAUCGUCUCUGCGUUGUAUGGAAUGUGGCGCGGCACGAAAUGGAACAUGAGCUGACUGGUCACAUGGGCACAGUGAAGUCUGUACGCUUCAUCCAGCAUGGCAUAGUGACGGGCUCGGCUGACGGCACGAUGCGAGUGUGGUCGACGGAGUCCUCGGAUUUGCUGUACAUCCUCAAGGACCACAGUGGUGGUAUCAAUGCAGUACAGGUCUUGGAAGAGACUCCAUCACACACAGUACUGAUUUCCGCAUCUGCUGACGGGCGGGUGUUGACAUGGGAAGUUCCGUCUCUGGCUGCACCUCGUCGGAAAGAAAUAUCCACCAGAAUGUCCAUAGACUCAGACAGCAGCGGACCACCGUCAGCGGCACCUAUGCCAACAAGGGAACUCCACUCAAGCAGCGUUAUCUUCACAGAGCAAUCUGAGUGUACCUGUAUCAAGAUACUUGGUGAUUUGCUGGCAGUUGGUGAUAGUCGCGGCGAUGUCACCUUCAUUGCGUGGCGAUCUGGGACCGAGCUCGACCAGAUGAGCUGUGACAGCUAUUGUGCUGUGCAAGCAUUGGACAUGAUCGAGGAGUGGAUGGUGACGUGCUCUGGACACAAAGUUCGACAGUGGAGCUUGAAGACCGGUGAAUGCCUUCGUCAGCUGAUGGGCUACAAAGCUACUGUCAAGGACGUGAAGUGUUACGGUGAACUGAUCAUCACUGGCUCAAUGGACCGGGUGGCACGUAUCUGGAACCCGAAAGACCCGUUCAACUAUAGCCAGCCAAGAUACACACGAGGAACAGUGGCACACCGGCCCAACGACGUCAUCAAAUACGACAAAAAUGAUCGCUGGACUGAUGUGUGGGAUCUUGCGGACCCGGAGGAGAAUUACAGAGUCCAAGACAAAAUUCCUCUGCUAGACGAACCAACUCCUUCGUCUCCAGUCAACCUUCCAAACUUCCCGGAUGAAACAUGCCGAAUACCUGUGCAGCUCAGCUUUGUCAACCACUUUUGAAGGCCAGGAGCACUGAAACCACUGCCGGAGUGUGUCCAGUGGUCCGCUGUGAGGCACGGUGGCCGCAUACGCCUAGGCAGUGGGUGCUGAGGUACAGGUCGCUAGACAGCUGAAGACGCAUCUACCCAACGACUGUGGUCAUGUAGUCAAGAAGGCAUACAGCCAUAUGACUGUAUGAGGCUGGUAAGCGUCAUGCCCUUGGACUGACACUGUGUUACAAGCUGCAGGCGCUGCACAUACCAGUGAGUCGCACCCAGCCGUGUUAGCUGUUAGCUAACACUGCAGUAAUACGACACUGUAGCAGCCGGAAUGUUACUCCCAGCAGCUAUCACUACAGCGGAACAGCACUCCUUCAGAAUGAUAUUAGUACCUGGCACUGCAUUGGGGAAACAGCACGUUCACCCAAGUUUGCUUCCUGGUAGACAAUAGAUGGUGCCGAUGGAUGGACUUAGUCUUGAGCUAGCCGUGAAGUUAGUCUUGAUCUGAGAUUGAAUUUCUUGAUUCGUCAUUCAAAGUGCAUGUAUGAUGUGCAGACAAUAGUUGAAACGUUGUUGAUGAUUACUGAUUGGUUAGUAUUUUAUGAUCGUUCGUAGCGUCCUCUCCUCUCCCCUCUCUUUCUCUCUCUCUUUCUCUCUCUCUCUCUCUCUCUCUCUCUCUCUCUCUCUCUCUCUCUCUCUCUCUCUCUCUCUCUCUCUCUCUCUCUCUCUCUCUCUCUCUCUCUUCUCUCUUCUCUCUCCUCUUUCUCACUCACAUUCUCUUGCUCACUCACUAAAGUCUGGGACACUUCUCUUGGAACUUGAAAUCAAUACUAGUAAUUCAUGAAUGAGCACAUUCCCAGAUGGUGUGUGGAAUACACGAGAUGGAUCCGAGAACAGUUUCUUGGGCUGUGCAUGAGCACAUAAACGUGUAUGGUACAUCGGCCCAGUUCUAGCCAGAACAAAGUUGGCCAUGCUUAUACCUCUGAUGAGCCCCGAAAACUACCUCAAACUUUUGAUUGGCACACAGUCAUCAUGUCAUGCAUAUUCCCCUGGACUGCGGCAUGCACUGCGGGUAGUGAAUACUGUGUGGUAGCAUGCAAAGGAGGCCUUGCGUGCACACACACACAACUGCGAUGUAUACAUCUUUAGGUGUACGAGAGUUCAGAUUGCAGUGCAUGGCACGCACCAAGAAGUUGUUCACACGUGCACUCUUGCCAGGCUGCAUGUGCAUGAACUGGCGAGGCCGAGAUCACGUUAUGUCCUUUAGUCAGACAGCUGCGCGUACUGCUGCGGUAGUGCAUCCCAGAAAACACAAUAAUUGUGUUGAAUGGCCAACUGCACUCGUGUAGGGUGAAUGUGUGAUGCGCUCUGAAGUGAAGGCCGUUGGUACGAGUACGCAGGUACCUGUAUAGUGGAUGAUCUGAUUGAGUCUCCAGCUGUCAGCUCUGCACGGAUGGGUCUCGUACAGCGAUAGUGCAUCAUGUGGGGCAGUGCUUUUGCUAUAUGCACCCAGGAUGUGCUUGUAAUCAAGUAAGUUGUGUACUCUGCACUCGGCAUAUCCACCCCCGCCUCUCCCCUUUCUUUUCAUUCAUGAUAUUGGUGCGUCUAGCUCACUAUGAAGCCGAGACCUCGGGUCGGCCGAGUGCACUGGGUCUCACCACCCUUCUGCUCCUUAGUUCUAACCAGAUUGGAACUGAGACGGCAUGGGCACUGGGCACGUCAUGCGUGGCAUGCUGAGCUCUGUCAAACUGCACAUGCUAAGCACAUGUUCAAACAAUGCGGCUGUGAUUGGUGUGGAACGAACACCUCAGUCAUGCGAGUUUUCCUCAGUGCAUGUUGCUGACCCCAUGCAGAAUGUUGCGAUGUGCUCAUGCAUACCGGUA